This is a messenger RNA of Zingiber officinale, 4189 nucleotides long. RefSeq lists its product as uncharacterized. Gene Ontology annotation, molecular function: protein kinase activity; ATP binding; protein binding. Gene Ontology annotation, biological process: signal transduction; protein phosphorylation. Gene Ontology annotation, cellular component: cytoplasm. Bases 471 to 3911 code for a protein of 1146 amino acids. NCBI's taxonomy places the organism in Eukaryota, Viridiplantae, Streptophyta, Magnoliopsida, Zingiberales, Zingiberaceae. The record is from RefSeq and is a predicted model, not a curated record. The transcript is spliced from 11 exons.
GGGCGGGUGUUCUACUGUUAAUUUUCUACCUUUUUAUUUGCAUUCAUGAGAAGACUUGAUUUGCUUGAAGUCUUGAUUGUUUAAUGGCAAGAAUCACCGUCUCGUAUCACAUUGCCUGAUCAAACCUGUUAUAUAUUCCGACACUUGCAAGAAGAAGCUAUAGCUAGUCAUGGUCAAUGAAUAGUUUAUGAAAAACAAACAAGGAAUAUGGCAUCUAAUCUGUUUGUAUUAUUGCUUGACUGGGGAAAUCAAAGCCAUAUUGGACCAAUCAAGCUCUUCAUGGCUGUGAGUCCCACACCAAUCCCUUUCGCUGAUGGAAGGGGCCAGAGCCCAGCCAAUGGCCUGCUUCAAGCUGACUUCCUUCCCUCAAACACUUUACAUUGACUCCUGUUUCCUCUUCUCUUUGUGUCUGAAGCAACCGAUACACAGGAUGUUUAUCAGAAGCAUGUAGAGAUAAUAAAAGAUAAAUAAUGGAUUCUUUGAGGAACUCCAAAAAGCUCCAGUAUGAUUCAGCAGAAACUAGAAAUGUAGCUACUAGACCUGCAGAGUUUCUGAAACAAAAUCCUUCUAGUCGCGCUUUGAAUUACUCUAUUCAAACUGGUGAGGAGUUUUCAUUUGAAUUCAUGCGAGAUAAGAAUGUUUCCAGGAGUCCUUGCAUUCCAAAUAUUUCUGAACAUCAAAUCACUAGCUCUAGUUCUGUAGAUUUAAGACAAAGGCGAGCCAUAUCUAAUGCAGCCGGACUUCAAACUGUUUCAGAUUCUCCCAUUAGUGCCACUGAAAAAAGAGAAUUGUGCAAAGAAAUGCAGAAGAAAGUAUUUCUUGAAACCAAAAACAGUGAUCAGGUAGCAUUAACAAGGACAGUAUCUCAUGCCUCAGCCGGAAGCAAUAGUACUUAUCGGGGAUUUAACAUGAGGUAUGCAUCAUUAAAGAGCACACCAACAAGAGUAAAAUCUCUUUGCAGUUAUGGUGGUAAAUUUCUACCUAGACCCAGUGAUGGAAAGCUGAGAUAUGUGGGAGGUGACACACACAUUAUCCAAUUGAGCAAGGAUAUGCCCUGGAAAGAACUCAUGAAAAGAGCAAAAAGAAUGUUCAAUCAAACUCAGACAAUCAAGUAUCAAUUGCCAGGUGAGGAAAUUGAUGCUCUAGUGUCUGUAUUCUGUGAUGAAGACUUGCAGCAUAUGAUUGAUGAGUUCAUUGUUCUAGAAUACAAUCAGAUAGAACAAAAGCCCAGGAUGUUCCUGUUCUCCUCAGAUGAUAACGCACAUGUCACUCUUGGCACCAUGGAAGGAGAUUCUGAAACUCAAUUUCUUGCAGCAAUCAAUGGUUUUGAUGUAGCUGAGAAAACUUCGAGUUGCGAUGUUUUGAUAAGAACAUCAGCUAGUGGGAUGGACCAGUCCCUUAUUUUUAGUGUUGAACUUGAUGAAGUUAAAAGAAAGAACAAGGCUGAAACUCCAUACUCUUCCAUCCAUCAUCAUGACAAUUUCAGCAGUGACGAAAAUGGAAUUCAAUUUUCUUCAUCUGUGCCAUCUAAUUAUGAGCUGCUGAUCCAUCAUCAGCAAGAUGCUGACAAAAAGGAGGUGACACCUCAAUCAGAACAAAAAUUUUCUUCACCAGUGCAGUUACAUGAUGUUUCAGUUUCACAUUUGCAACUUGAAGCACUCUAUGGUACUCCAGCACCAGAUUUUAUAUCCCCAAAUCAUCAUAUGAAACAUUUGGAAACUCGUGUAUCAUUGCCACUUGAUGUCCUUAGUGCAAUCAAGAGCUCUCCUAAAGAACUUCCCCAACCUUGCAUAUGUUCUAGAGUUACUACUGGAUGUUCUGAUAAUAAGCCUACAGUAGUUGGCCUUGACACUGAAGAUCCACUCUCAAUGCUGUCAAGAGCAUUUUACAAGGACCAGAUGACAUCAAAGCAGGAAAAAAUAGAAUUUCAGCUAUCCAACUCUAAGGAUCAAAUUGGUUAUCAAAGGCCAACACAUGAGCAAUUCUCCUAUCAGAAAAAAGAACUAGGUGAAGUUUUACAUUCUUUACCUGAAGAAGAUAUGGUUACUGAGUCUGGUAACUUAACCAUUGCUGGAAAAUCUCCAAAAUCUAAUCAAUCCAGUAUUAGGGAUGAGUUGAGAGAAAAUCAGAGGUAUCGAGCUUCUGUUCCAGUUAUCCAAACAAAUCGGAUUGAGCUUGAAUCUACAAUGUCGAGAUCAGAUAAUUCAGUUUCUUUCAUGCAAUCUGAAAAUUCAAGUUAUAGUGAAAGUAACCAAGAAGAUGUUACUUUGGCAUAUGAUUUAGCAUCCAACGACAACAAGAAGGUUAAAAUGGGCUACCAGUUUCAGCAGCAGUUUGAUAAAAACAGUAGGAACUCAAGUUCAUCCAUGGAUGAUGAGAAAGACCCUUUAAAUCAGGGUAGGAUCUGGAAUGCAUCUGACAGGACCAGAAGCAUAGAUAGUUCCAGUUCUGAUGGUAAGACAAGUAUUUCCAAAGUGUAUUCACAAGAACUGGUUGGUGAUGGAUCAGAUGCAGUGAAACAAGCAUCUCUGCCAUUAAUCCUUGGAAGCAUUCAGAAACAAAAGGAAAGAACUGCAGUUGUUCCUCAAGGAAAUUGUUCUCCUUCCCCUAAAGAACACAGCCACCAUCUAAACUCUAGUAAUUCUCAGUUUAUCUAUGAGAUAGGUUCCAUUUCAAUUCCGAAGGUUAAAUCUGCUAAAGAGUUCUCUAAUUUAAGUACCUCCAGCACCCAUGGUAUCAUAAAUGACUUGAAAAUGCCAAGUAAUGAAUGCCAGUCUCCUCUUAUGAAUCUCUGCCAUGAUGAGUUAACCAGUGAAGAACCUACACUUAAAAAACAGCCUCAUGAAACACCUUUUCUGAUGAAAGUCUCUUCUUUAGAACAUAGGGAUCUUGGCAUGAAGAAUCCUCAUGUUGAUUUUGAUGAGGUGGAGAGUUCCCUGGCAAAUGUCGGAGAACACUUAAGAACAGCUCUUACGGAAUAUGAGGAAAUUGCUUCUGAUAUAAAGGAAGUGAAUGAUCCUGGUCCUGAUACUUCCACGGAAAUCCCAAGUCUAAGAAACUUGCAGCGAAUUAAUAAUGAAGAUCUUGAGGAACUGCGGGAACUUGGUGCUGGGACAUUUGGAACUGUGUACCAUGGAAAGUGGAGGGGCACAGAUGUGGCCAUUAAGCGGAUAAACAGGAGUUACUUUAUAGGUCAUUCGUCUCAGACAGAAAAAAUGAUCUCUGGGUUUUGGCGUGAAGUCGGUAUCCUGUCGAAACUUCAUCAUCCAAAUGUUGUAGCCUUUUAUGGUGUUGUGAUGGAUGAACAAGGAGGAACAAUGGCAACUGUGACAGAAUAUAUGACCCAUGGAUCUCUCAAGCAUGUUUUACGACGCAAGGAAAGGCAUCUUGAUUUCCGUAAGAGGCUGCUAAUUGCUAUGGAUGUAGCUAUUGGCAUGGAAUAUCUGCAUUCGAGGAAUGUUGUACAUUUUGAUUUGAAAUGUGAUAACUUGCUUGUAAACUUCAAGGACUCAUCAAGACCUAUUUGUAAGGUAUGCGAUUUUGGAUUGUCGAAAAUGAAACUCCACACUAUGGUUUCUGGUGGUGUGAGAGGAACACUUCCAUGGAUGGCUCCAGAGUUGCUCUAUAUUAGUAGCAACAAAGUUUCUGAAAAGAUCGAUGUAUAUUCAUUUGGCAUUGUCAUGUGGGAGAUUCUCACGGGUAAAGAGCCUUAUGAGGAUAUGCAUUAUGGAGAAGUAAUAGGUGGUCUUUUGCAUAACACAUUGAGGCCAAUUGUGCCUGGUUCAUGUGACAAAGAUUGGAGAAUUCUAAUGGAACAAUGCUGGGCAGUUGAUCCUGAGCAAAGACCAACAUUCACACAAAUUGCCAGCCACCUAAAAUCAAUGUACAAAGGCCAUCAAAUCAGGGAAUAGAAAUGAUUCAGAAAAGAAAAUUACAUAACUCAUUGUUGUGGGUGUGUGUACUAUAUAUAUAUAGUACACUGAAGGUAUGCCUGAUUGUUAAAGAUUCAUAUAGCCCCUUGUGAGGAUGUUGUGCUUGAUAUAGCAAUGCCUUUCUUUUUUUUGGUGACCCAUAUGUCUAUUCUGUUCGUAUUUAUUUCUCCGUUUGGUGGGUUUACAUGUUAAAGUUGUAACACACGAUGUUGCUGUUAAGAUUUAAAUUCAAUAAAGUGAUCUAAUUUAUGUUUUAA